Messenger RNA from Monosiga brevicollis MX1, 1236 nucleotides. RefSeq lists its product as uncharacterized. The record is from RefSeq and is a predicted model, not a curated record. The coding region runs from base 1 to 1236 and encodes 411 amino acids. The transcript is spliced from 5 exons. Gene Ontology annotation, molecular function: protein binding. NCBI's taxonomy places the organism in Eukaryota, Choanoflagellata, Craspedida, Salpingoecidae.
AUGAAUCAUCCUCUCUCAUUCAAUUCUCUCUCUCUCUCUCUCUCUCGCAAGCUCUCUCAAGCUCUCUCAACCAAUUCUCUCUCUCUUCAAUUCUUUCUCUCUCUCUCUUUCUCUCUCUUUCUCUCUCUCUCUCUCUCUCUCUCUCUCUCUCCGUGCUCGCACACACACACACAGGGCGGCGACGGCACUCCAGCGGUUUCCUUGGCAGCGGUCUCUCGCACAGACGCGGACUCACGCCUGCGCGGCACUCCGGAAGGUACCUUUAUCAUCCGUGAUAGCUCCAAGGGCGGCUCCUUUGUCCUGUCCGUCAGCGAGGGUGGCAAGGUCAGCCACUACAAGAUUGACCGCCGCAGCCCUUGCGUCUACGAAAUUGGUGACGAGUCUUUUGCUAACCUGCCGGAGAUUAUCGAGUUUUACAAGCGCCAUAUGCUCGACACCACCCCGCUCUCCGUGCCUUUGCCCCUUGAGGGCGAACUUGUGGGGGCAGAACUUGCCGCCAACUACCUCACCGAGGCCACCGCCCUCUACAACUUUAAUGCCCGUGACCCGGAAGAUCUCAGCUUCCGCAAGGGCGAGCAGCUCUUUGUUCUCGAAGUGACCGAACGCGAGUGGUGGAAGGCCCAGUCCCGCGCCACCCGCCAGAUCGGCAUGGUCCCCGCCAACUACCUCAAGACGGCCAAAAACAUCUUGCCAGACUUACCUGCUGAUUCCGCCCCCGAAGCCCCUGCACCCGAAGCCAUGGCCCCUGCUGCCAUUGAUCCCACUCCACCCCCGCUCGCCAGCCGUGGCCCCCUGCCUCCGCCUCCGGCCGAAACUCUCGCUGCAAUCGACCCCACCCCUGUCGUCACCCCGAGCUUACCCUCCCGCGAGCCCAAUAACGCCCCGGCCCGUGCCCCCGCCUCAUCCAGCGUGGUUCCAUCUUACUUCUACGAGCUCUCCAAAGACAAACUGCCCGACCGCCCAAACUUUGUUGUCUGCCGCGCCAAACUCGAUCGCAAUGCUAAGAGCUUUGACAAGAGUGCCCUCAGCUUCAAGGCCGGGGAUUUGAUUCACGUCCUGCAUCAGCCCAAAAACGGCUUGUGGCGCGGUAAACUGGUCAAUGGUGACUCUGGCAAGGUUGGCCAUUUUCCUUUCACACUUGUUGAACUGGUCGACGCCGGUGUCUAUGAUGAUGAGCUCAAUGCCAUGAAGAAGGUUUUCGUUGAGGAAAUGGAUGCCAUCUACGGCACGGCAUAG